AUGGCGAACAAAGAGAAACUCCAAGAAAUCACCACAACCAUUAAUCAAAACUCUGAAUCUAUCACCGAAAUCAAAUCAGAAGUGGGUUCCAUCAAAGAUGCAAUUAGUUCCUUGAAGACUUCUGUUAACAACUUAGAUUCCCGACUUCUUUCUAUCUUCGAUCUACUUUCGAAUAUUCAACAGCAAGGUUCAAAUCAUCCUCCAGAUCAACCUUCACCUGGUGCUUCUCAUUCUAAUGGUGGUUCUUUCGACGACAUCCGUCAUCUUAUCUGGAAUAUUCAUCCACCCAAUACUGGUAAAUUCACUCGAACCCCAAAGGUAGAUUUUCCUAGAUUCAAUGGUACAAACCCUCGUCGCUGGGUUCUGAAAUGUGAGAGGUAUUUUCACCAUCAUAACUUUCCUGACGAAGAACGUGUUGAUAUGGCUGCAAUACACUUCGAUUCUCAAGUUGACCCGUGGUAUCCAAGUUACCAACAAGGUAAAGGAUCUAUUCCUUGGUCUACUUUUGUUCAGGAUUUAUAUGCUCGUUUUGAAGAUGUUGCUCAUGAUAACUAUGUGGGAAGUUUCAAUAAAUUGUCUCAAACAACCACAGUAGAGGACUAUUAUGAUAAAUGGGAGCACUAUAAAAGCUAUAUAGUAGCUAAUAAUCCAUCACUUCCUGAUAGUUUUUAUACACUGAGUUUCAUUAGUGGCUUAGAGGAGGAAAUUCUUAUUGUUGUGCAAAUGUUUAAACCAGAAGAUACUUCCACAACUUUUUAUCUGGCUAGAUUACAACAAGCUUCCUUACAACAGCUACAUAGACCAAUUAUAUCAUUCUCUAAGCCAUUUGCACCUACCCCAUUAUCUGUUUCACACCCACCCUCCACUGUCAAACCUUUUUUAUCUUCACAUUCUACAUUCUCAAAAGGUAAUGGUUCUUCCCUACCACCUUUUUUCACACACCCACCCACCCCAACAAAACAUUCUCCUGAUUCCACUCUUCCUCCUGUGAAACGUUUACCUCAUGCUCAAAUGCAAAUUCAGAAAGACAAGGAGUUGUGCUAUAAUUGUGACGAAUUAUAUAGACAAGGUCAUAAAUACAAAACUCAGCAGUUAUUUAUGUUGAUUGCUGACGAAGAACAAGAAUGGAAAAGAGCUUUAUCCACUGAUGAAGUUAGUGAUACAUCUCAUUCCGGUGGAGAUUCCCCAAUCGAAAUCUCUUUGCAUGCCUUGAUAGGGAACAUUGCUCAUGAUACAAUCAGAAUAUCUGGUCAUCUUAACAGGCAUCCGGUAACUGUUCUUAUUGAUACAUGCAGUAUGCAUAGUUUCAUUGAUGUUACAUUAACCUCAAAAUUGGGUUUACAUGUGUCUCCUACGGGACAAAUGCUUGUUACAGUUGCUAAUGGUGAUAGCACAAUAAGUCAAGGUAUCUGCCAAAACCUUACUUGGGAGAUGCAAGGCUACCAAUUCUCAGCAAAUUUACGGGCACUACCUCUAGGUGGAUGUGACAUCGUCUUGGAGCUGACUGGCUUCGCCAACUUGGGCUGCAAUAUCACUCUACAGGGUAAUCAUUCUAAACCUUCUCUCAGCUUAAUUAGUGGUUCUUCUUUUGCUAAAUUCCUCAAGAAUAACACACCCACAAUUAUUGGCCAAUUCUUUUCAAUAUCUACACCCAUCACACCCCCACCACCUGCAGUCUCCACACUUUUAGAAAGUUUUGUUGAUGUUUUCGCAGAACCAACUGGCCUUCCUCCAUCUCGAUCACUUGACCAUAAAAUACCUCUUAAAACUGGCUCAAACCCUACUUCCCAACGGCCUUAUAAAUGCCCGUACAUACAUAAGUCUGUGGUUGAGUCCUUAGUUUCUGAAAUGUUAUCCAAUGGUGUAAUCCAAAAUAGCCAUAGUCCAUUUGCUGCUCAUAUCCUCUUGGUCAAAAAGAAGGAUGGCACCUUGCGUUUUUGUGUUGAUUAUUGCAAGCUUAAUGACAUUACGGUUAAGGAUAAAUUUCCAAUACCUCUUAUUGAAGAACUACUAGAUGAGUUAAAUGGGGUUGUAGUUUUCUCCAAGAUUGAUCUACGUUCCGGUUAUUAUCAAAUACGCAUGUAUGCGCCUGACAUAUACAAGACUUCUUUUCGCACUCAUUAUGGCCAUUACGAGUUCAGGGUCAUGCCAUUUGGGCUUAUUAAUGCCCCUGCAACUUUCUAG
Messenger RNA from Papaver somniferum (opium poppy), 2184 nucleotides. RefSeq lists its product as uncharacterized. The coding region runs from base 1 to 2184 and encodes 727 amino acids. NCBI's taxonomy places the organism in Eukaryota, Viridiplantae, Streptophyta, Magnoliopsida, Ranunculales, Papaveraceae. The transcript is spliced from 2 exons. The record is from RefSeq and is a predicted model, not a curated record.